AUGACUCUCAUCGGAGGCGUCCGCAUCCGCCUGCAGACGCCUGGCGGCGCUGCUGCGUCGCCGCGAGUAGCAGAGAGGCUGCGACACGCCCGCGUCGUGGUCGGCAACCACGUGACGCAGUUCGACAGCCUAUUCCUCCGCGUGUGGUGCGGCGGCAGCCUCGCAGUUCCCGUACGAGAGACGUACGCCAAGAGCGGGUGGCUCCUGCUUCACCUCACUCGCAUGGUGGUGUCGCCAAUCUGGACACCGCCGCCCGCCAGCCACGCGAGCGGCUCCACCGAGCCCUUUGGUCGUGCCGCACGCGUGCCGUCGGCUCCCGGUGCCCGGAGGGAGCGGGAGGGCCGCGCCGCCGUCGAGGGGGCGCUCCGCCGCCACCUGCGCCGGGAGGGCGAGCCGCACGAACCGCUACUCAUCUUCCCCGAGGGAUCCAUCACCAACGGGGCGGGGCUGAUGCGCUUCGCGAGAGGCGCUUUUCGCCUCGGAGAGGAGGUGCAGCCUGUUGCGCUGCGCGUGACGUGCCCGCUGCCUCUCGCGCACGACACGCUCACCUCUUCGCUGCCUCGAAACUUUGCGCGCGCCCUCUUCCAGCCGUGGCACGUCGCCGAGGCGCUCAUCGCGGCGGAGCUCGGCGUGCCGGCGACGCGGUGGAGCUCGGCCGACAAGGCAGAGCUCAAGCGGAGGGAUCCCUAUGGCGAGGAUGACGGCUUUUAA
This is a messenger RNA of Emiliania huxleyi CCMP1516, 711 nucleotides long. RefSeq lists its product as hypothetical. The record is from RefSeq and is a predicted model, not a curated record. NCBI's taxonomy places the organism in Eukaryota, Haptophyta, Isochrysidales, Noelaerhabdaceae. The transcript has 4 exons. Gene Ontology annotation, molecular function: acyltransferase activity. Bases 1 to 711 code for a protein of 236 amino acids.